Agrilus planipennis (emerald ash borer) is the source of this 3146-nucleotide messenger RNA. RefSeq names its product protein held out wings (gene how). The record is from RefSeq and is a predicted model, not a curated record. Lineage: Eukaryota; Metazoa; Arthropoda; Insecta; Coleoptera; Buprestidae. Gene Ontology annotation, cellular component: nucleus. The transcript has 8 exons. Gene Ontology annotation, biological process: regulation of mRNA splicing, via spliceosome. Gene Ontology annotation, molecular function: mRNA binding. The coding region runs from base 171 to 1187 and encodes 338 amino acids.
CUGCACCCGUACAGUAAAGUAGAGACGAGAAUAAGAAUGGUAUUGUAGUCUUUCGGUCGUCAAAGUGAGUUGCUCGCAGUGUAGUUUGUUGUUCGAAACUGUGACGUAUGCUCCCUUGAAGCUCCAUAUUUAAGUUACAAACCCUCAGUUGUGCCUGAAAUCUAAUCAAAAUGUGUGAUAACAAUUCGACACAAAGUAUAGCGGACUAUUUAGCUCAGUUGUUGAAAGACAGAAAGCAAUUAGCUGCUUUUCCCAAUGUGUUUAUUCACGUCGAGCGUCUUUUAGACGAAGAAAUUGCCAAAGUGAGGGCAAGUCUAUUUCAAAUAAAUGGAGUUAAAAAGGAACCUUUAGUGUUACCUGAACCUGAAGGACAAGUGAUGACACUCACGGAAAAAGUCUAUGUACCAGUUAAGGAACAUCCAGAUUUUAAUUUCGUCGGGAGGAUAUUAGGACCCCGAGGUAUGACAGCCAAACAAUUGGAACAGGAAACUGGAUGUAAAAUUAUGGUUCGAGGAAAGGGUUCGAUGAGAGACAAAAAGAAGGAAGAUCAAAACAGAGGAAAACCGAAUUGGGAGCAUCUUUCCGACGAUCUUCAUGUACUUUUAACAGUAGAAGAUACAGAAAAUCGAGCAAAAGUCAAGAUGGCUCGUGCUGUAGAAGAAGUGAAAAAAUUAUUAGUACCUCAAGCUGAUGGUGAAGAUGAGCUUAAGAAAAGGCAGCUAAUGGAACUAGCCAUCAUUAAUGGAACAUACAGGGAUUCUAGUUCAAAAACAACAUCUGCAGCUGUAUGUGAUGAAGAGUGGGCACGUGUUGCAGUUGCAGCAGCUGAAACACAAAGGCUUUUGUCUCCAGCUAUUCCUGGAUUGGCGACUCCGUUGAGAACACCCGCAACGCCUUUGGGUGCCCCUCUAAUCUUGUCACCGCGCAUGUCUGUGCCGACAACGGGUGCAUCCAUACUUAACGGGUCCGCCCCACCAGGAUCUCUGUUGUCGCCCGGGGAAACCCAUGGGUUGAUUUACACCCCGUACACAGACUAUACCAACUAUGCAGCCCUGGCAGCUUCGCCACUUCUCACGGAGUACGCCGCUACCGAACAUUCUGGUGCCGCUGCUGUUGCUGCUAAGCAGCGUAGACAUUUGGGCCAGAUCAGAGAACAUCCCUACCAAAGAGCCGGUGCUCUGUCUUAAGAUAUGCAUAAGGCUUGGAGUGCUAACUUGUCACCUGCACCACUCCACUAACCGGACACCGGACCACCUGCGGUAGCGGUAUGUCUAACCACACAUCACUAACAAUUUCACAAUAACAUCGUAUAUUAUAAAAAUAAUUAAAAAAAAAAAACAACAAAAAAAAGAAGGAAAAACAAAAUCCACUAUAUUAUAUUAAUCAAUUAUGUAAUUCUAAUAUUAAACAUUUGGGCAUCGUUUUGCAACUAACUUUUGUAAAAAUAUACGAUGUUAAUGCCGAAUUUUUAUGCAGAGCUUUAGCAUAGAAUAAUAUGUAUCGAAUCUAUAUAUUAUUCAAAGGAUAUAUGACUAAUAAUUAAUAGAUUGAUUAAUUGAUUAAUGUUAUUAAUGUCGAACAAGUACAAAUUAAUUAACGUGCCAAUAAUGAUGUAAUGUUCUGUUUGAUGGUAAGGAAGUAAUGAUCUAGACCGUUUCAACAUAAUUUCCACUUUGAAACAAUUACGAAUCUCCUUUGCAAGAAAAUAUAUUCACAACAGUACUUAAUUGUAGACCUCAGUGGGCCAUAGACUUUUCACAUUUUUAGUCGAGGUAACUUUGAGAAUAAUUUACCUUCAUUCUGGUUUAAUUUGAACAUCAAUCGCAUGAAACUCAGUUCUAUAUAUAUAUGGUCUUUUUUUAUACUUCGAUGUGUACAACUAUUUAAUUUCUACAAAAACAAAAUCCAACAUGUUUUAAAUGGUAAGUAUAUCAACAUUAUUAAAAUAUUUGAGAUAUUCUGUACAAUGGUACUAGAAAUUAAAAGAAAAAUAAAAUGAGCUGCUUAGAUAUUAUUUUAUAUUCAUUGUUGGUUAUUGUAGUAUAAUAUGUACUGGUAGAAUUGACGUAAUUAUUAAUUAAAAUUAAAAAAAAUCAAGCAAUUUAUACGAUUUUUGUCGCGGAUAAUCACGUAAGGAAUUCACCCAUGCAAAUUACUAUGAAGUAAUCUUUACAAUUUCCUCACACCCUUUGUUAUUGGCUUAUGAAUCAAGAAAACCUUACGAAAAAGACUUUCGUUGUAUACAAUGAAAAGCAAUAUUAAUUUAUAUUAAGUGCAAUAAAAAUAAAAUAUACAUAUAUUAUUUAAAAUUUAUUGUGCAAUUUCAUUGCUAAAUUAAAGGCGAAAUAGAAGUGGAAAUACAGCAUGCAGUAUUAGAUUUCACUAAAUCUACAUUAUUAAUUAAGUAUUUUCAUUAUUUUCGUCUUAUUAUAGUUGUUUUAAAUAGAAGAAACAAUAUGUUAUGGUGUGUUUUUUUUCUGUAAUAAUACAUACUGUACACAAGUAUUAAUUAAUUAAAUCGUAAUUUUAAUGUUACUUUAUAAUUGCAUGUGUUGAGAUUUUUGUAGAUUUUAGAUUUGCAUUAUAAAUAAUUCUUUUAUAUUGCCAGCAAUAAUUAAAAUGAUAAAAGUAACAAAAAUAUAAUCUGUAUGGUAGAUUGUCACUAUUCUUCACUUAAAAAAACAUCGUAGUUGUUCUAGCAUUGACUUUAAAUAGAACAAAUUUUCCGAAAGAGUUUUAUAGUUACGUUAAGUUCUAAUAUACUUGUAUUUUUGUUAAUUAGUUAACAAGUACUUUGCAAAAUGAAAAACAAUCGGUUGUGUUUAAUUAACACUGAUGUAUUUCAUAUUAAACAACACUGCACUUCCUUUUAUUAAUUAGUUGUGUAAAACUCUUUCGAAGUAGAAAAGAGGACAACAAUGAAAUAAUUUUGAUUUUCUCAUUAAUAAAAAUUGCUUUGAUUGUUAUCAUGUUAUUAAGUACUUAGCAAUAAAAAAUUACUUAUUUUUGUAAUUAAUUCACUGGACUGUUGAGAGUUUUAUAGUUUAAGUAGUAGAUAAGUACCUAAAUAUAUAUGUGGUAUGUAUGAGUUCAUAUUUAAAUAUACCUACAUGAUACAUACAUACAUGUAUACAGUCUCAUAUAUA